Molecule: messenger RNA, 2438 nt
Organism: Mangifera indica (mango)
Lineage: Eukaryota; Viridiplantae; Streptophyta; Magnoliopsida; Sapindales; Anacardiaceae
Product: B3 domain-containing transcription factor VRN1-like
Exons: 5
Coding region: 1033-2298 (421 amino acids)
Molecular function (GO): DNA binding
Source: RefSeq, a predicted model, not a curated record
AGAAUAGCUUCUCCUUUUUAACUAAGGCUCAUUAAACAGCAGCAUUGAGAAGUUCAUUGUCUUCAAUUUAUGACAUUUGUGAAAAACUAGCAAACCCAAUAACCAAAAACUCUGAGUUUCAAAAAAUUGGGCGGUGAAGCGGUGUUGGAAGUAGAACUGAGCCUUCCCAUUUCAGAUGUAUAUUAUAUAGCUCCAAAAAUAAGUUUGGUUUGGAAUUAAGUUGUCAUGGGGGCCUAAUUACCGAGGUUUACUUUCGCCGGCCUAAGAGAAAAAGGCAGGAACGCAGCCCGGGGAACCCAGUAGCUGAUUCAAGUCAGAGCCGAAUAUCUGGGGACAGUUUGGGAAAUUCAUGAGUUGAUUUGGUGUUGGGUGAAACACUGCCUCCAGAGGUGAUACGCAGCAGCUUUUGAAGGAGUGGGGCCGCCGUUCUGUUAUGAUAUUAUUUCAGCAUAUAUUCUGUAGUGAGAGGGAGGAGAAAGCAGAGAAGAUUGAUAUCAUUUGUCACUGUAAACAGUUUUUACAUUUCCUUGUGAGAGGACUAGCUCUCAAAAUCAGAACCCAGCGUCUACUUUCGUUACUGUUAUUUUUCAUUUCCUGUUAUUUUUACAAACUGCCAUGGAUAUGUAUUUGCCACUGUUCUUGAUCAGUGUUGAAUGAAAUGAGCCCUAUUUUCUUCUUCAUCUUCUUAUAUCUGUCUGUAUGUGUCUAUUGUUUGUGGAAAGUUGGAGUAGAAUCUGAAAAUCCGUUGCUACCACCUUGCUCAUUUUUCUUGCUGUUUGUUGUGAGAUAUUGCUGGUUGUUGGAGACUUGCUGAGUGUGGUGUUGAUUGGAGAAGAGUUGAACCUGAAACCGAGGGAGCUGCUGUGAAUGCUGCUGGAACCCAUCAGACUGGAGGUUUGCUAGCCCAUAUCAACGGAGAUAGAGUUUGAGAAGCUGAAAGCCCAAAGCCUGUAAUAGCAGUCAUCUGUUAUUGCCAAUUAACUAUAUAUAUAGCUCAGGUCUAACAGAGACCCAAAUUUCUUUGCAUGUAAUAUGGCGGAGACACCUUCACAUUUCUUCAAGGUUAUCCUCCCCUCCUCCCUUAAAGACAAGAAACUGGGGAUUCCGGAAAUGUUUGUGAGAAAAUUUGGAGAUGAACUUUCUGCGGUUGCUACACUCACGGUACCUAAUGGUCGUGCUUGGAAAGUGGGUUUGAUAAAAGAUGGGCAAAAGAUUUGGCUACAUGAGGGCUGGCAGGAUUUUAUGGAAUACCAUUCAAUCCGUGCUGGAUACUUCUUGGUUUUCAAGUAUAUAAAGAAUUCAGAUUUUAAUGUUCUUAUAUUUGAUAUGACUGCCUGUGAGGUUAACUAUGCAUGUAAUGGUAAAGAUGCAAGCAAUGAGAAAAGGAACUCAAUACACCAAGAUGAUGAAGUGGCAACUGAGGACUACCCAACUCCAAAUCCGUUGUUUACUCCUUCAAGAAGCAAAGUUUUUCAUGGAUGUACAAGUAGACACCCAUAUCGGGAAAUGCGCACUCUUUACAGGGAGAAUUGGGAGAAACAAACUGAAGACAUUCAAAGAAAGAGGCAGAAAAUGGAAGGGAUGGAGGUGAUGAGUGAGUCAAGGGAACCCAAAUUGAACUUAACUACAAAGUACAAUUCAAGAAGAUCUGUGCACCGCAAAAGGCAACAAAGAAAAAGUGUUGAGCGUUUUGUGCCAUGUCAAGUAGAUAAAGACAUGGACAGGACUGGUAGGACUAAAUUUGAGAAAGCUAAACACAAUGGAAAGGGUGAACACCAAACAGUAGUUUCCAAAUACAAGGUUGAGAUAAAAAAUAAUUCCAAUAGAGUUGGUGAACAUUCUUCAGAGGGAGAUAAUAAAAUAAGCAAAAUAGAACAAAAGGAGCUGUUGGCUAUACUUGAAGAUAUGGGAAUUUAUUUUACUAGAAAAUAUGGCCAUAUUACAGCAGAAGAAAGAGAGAGGGCAAUCAGUGCUGCUAAGUUAUUGAAGCCUAAAAAACCUUCAUUUAUGGUGAUCUGGCAGUCAAAUAACCUACGUAACGCUCGUGUGUAUGUGCCGCUCAAAUUUUCCACUAGAUAUUUGAGAGACGUUAGCAAACAUGUUAAACUACAGUAUUCUGAUGGAACCAAGUCAGUUGCUAAAAUGAUAUGGUAUGAUAGUACAUGUUAUAUAAGCAAAGGAUGGACUAGAACUACAAGUGACAGGUACUUUAAGACAGGUGAUAUCUGUAACUUUGAGCUGGUUAGCAUGAAGGAUGUUCUUUUUAAAGUUUCAGCAUUUUCUGCUUCUAUAGAGUAAAUCUAAAUUAUUAGGAUUUUGUGCAGUUAGCCAUGUGUGAGCUGUGAGCUUCAACUUUUUGUAAUGAGUUGCAGUAACUGUGAUAAUCUUCGAGCUUUAUUGCUUGACUAAGGCCUUAAAUAGAUGGUUAUAUUCAUCUC